Messenger RNA from Gorilla gorilla gorilla (western lowland gorilla), 3037 nucleotides. It is a transcript of the gene HNF1B, whose product is annotated as HNF1 homeobox B. The record is from RefSeq and is a predicted model, not a curated record. Gene Ontology annotation, molecular function: RNA polymerase II cis-regulatory region sequence-specific DNA binding; DNA-binding transcription factor activity, RNA polymerase II-specific. Lineage: Eukaryota; Metazoa; Chordata; Mammalia; Primates; Hominidae. Gene Ontology annotation, biological process: positive regulation of DNA-templated transcription; regulation of transcription by RNA polymerase II; insulin secretion. Bases 927 to 2522 code for a protein of 531 amino acids. Gene Ontology annotation, cellular component: nucleus. The transcript has 9 exons.
CAGCUGCUGGGGGAGCUUCACUUUGGCUACUCUCUGUACCCAUAAAGUAGUCUCUUUCCAAGAGUUCUCCCGGACUCCUUCACCUUCGCCUACGCUCUCUGGCGGGCAGUUCUGCAAACCCAAACCGCCAGACCAGGCCAGGGAGGUUCUGGGGCCUGGAGGUAGUAACCGAGGUAGAAAUAAAUGGAGACCCUCCAGGGCGCGCUCACCUCACCUAACGCUGCCUCACCUCCCCCGUGGCCUCGGCGCCCCUUCCUAAGUGGUCAGUUUCUCUUCCGCCCUGCGGGCUCUCCUGGCCCACCACCUGCGUCGGCCGGGACGCAUCCAGGGUCUCUACCCUUCGCUUCCUCCUGCGUCCCCUUCUUCCACGAGCACCCCAGCUUCCUCUGGCUCUCACCUGAACCCCGAAGCGUAGUGUCUUCUCUCUGGACUAAAGCGGAACUGAGAACCGGUGGAAAAGCCCCGCGCCUAGGCUGCAAGGCACUGGCUUAACAAGUCCAAAGGUUAGGUGAAGUUUGGCUGAUAAGCAGAACCAGUAAAAGAAGGUCUCUAGCCCCCCAGCGUGAGUACAAUGGACCCUGGCAAAGCCCCGCUCCCGGCCCAGGUCUUCUGCUCUCCAGGUCUGCCCCUCCGGCUCUCCUUCUCUCCGGGUUUCCCCCUCCCCACCAUCAUUUGCAUCCAGCCGAAAGCUGGGCCCUUCCCACUAAUUUGCAUAUCUUAUAUGGCCUAAUGGUGGCGAUCAUGGCAAGUUAGAAGUUUUCUGACUCUUUUCGGAGGAGCCUCCGGGACCCCAGGGAGUAGCAGGUGUCCGGAGGCUGAAGGGUGGAGGGGUUCCUGGAUUUGGGGUUUGCUUGUGAAACUCCCCUCCACCCUCCUCUCUCGCACCCACCCACCCCCUCACCCCCUUCUUUUUCUGUCCUUGGAAAAUGGUGUCCAAGCUCACGUCGCUCCAGCAAGAACUCCUUAGCGCCCUGCUGAGCUCCGGGGUCACCAAGGAGGUGCUGGUUCAGGCCUUGGAGGAGUUGCUGCCAUCCCCGAACUUCGGGGUGAAGCUGGAGACGCUGCCCCUGUCCCCUGGCAGCGGGGCCGAGCCCGACACCAAGCCGGUCUUCCAUACUCUCACCAACGGCCACGCCAAGGGCCGCUUGUCCGGCGACGAGGGGUCCGAGGACGGCGACGACUAUGACACACCUCCCAUCCUCAAGGAGCUGCAGGCGCUCAACACCGAGGAGGCGGCGGAGCAGCGGGCGGAGGUGGACCGGAUGCUCAGUGAGGACCCUUGGAGGGCUGCUAAAAUGAUCAAGGGCUACAUGCAGCAACACAACAUCCCCCAGAGGGAGGUGGUUGAUGUCACCGGCCUGAACCAAUCGCACCUCUCCCAGCAUCUCAACAAGGGCACCCCUAUGAAGACCCAGAAGCGUGCCGCCCUGUACACUUGGUACGUCAGAAAGCAACGAGAGAUCCUCCGACAGUUCAGUCAACAGAGCCAGGGGCCUGGGCAGUCCGAUGAUGCCUGCUCUGAGCCCACCAACAAGAAGAUGCGCCGCAACCGGUUCAAAUGGGGGCCCGCGUCCCAGCAAAUCUUGUACCAGGCCUACGAUCGGCAAAAGAACCCCAGCAAGGAAGAGAGAGAGGCCUUAGUGGAGGAAUGCAACAGGGCAGAAUGUUUGCAGCGAGGGGUGUCCCCCUCCAAAGCCCACGGCCUGGGCUCCAACUUGGUCACUGAGGUCCGUGUCUACAACUGGUUUGCAAACCGCAGGAAGGAGGAGGCAUUCCGGCAAAAGCUGGCCAUGGACGCCUAUAGCUCCAACCAGACUCACAGCCUGAACCCUCUGCUCUCCCACGGCUCCCCCCACCACCAGCCCAGCUCCUCUCCUCCAAACAAGCUGUCAGGAGUGCGCUACAGCCAGCAGGGAAACAAUGAGGUCACUUCCUCCUCAACAAUCAGUCACCAUGGCAACAGCGCCAUGGUGACCAGCCAGUCAGUUUUACAGCAAGUCUCCCCAGCCAGCCUGGACCCAGGCCACAAUCUCCUCUCACCUGAUGGUAAAAUGAUCUCAGUCUCAGGAGGAGGUUUGCCCCCAGUCAGCACCUUGACGAAUAUCCACAGCCUCUCCCACCAUAAUCCCCAGCAAUCUCAAAACCUCAUCAUGACACCCCUCUCUGGAGUCAUGGCAAUUGCACAAAGCCUCAACACCUCCCAAGCACAGAGUGUCCCUGUCAUCAACAGUGUGGCCGGCAGCCUGGCAGCCCUGCAGCCCGUCCAGUUCUCCCAGCAGCUGCACAGCCCUCACCAGCAGCCCCUCAUGCAGCAGAGCCCAGGCAGCCACAUGGCCCAGCAGCCCUUCAUGGCAGCUGUGACUCAGCUGCAGAACUCACACAUGUACGCACACAAGCAGGAACCCCCCCAGUAUUCCCACACCUCCCGGUUUCCAUCUGCAAUGGUGGUCACAGAUACCAGCAGCAUCAGUACACUCACCAACAUGUCUUCAAGUAAACAGUGUCCUCUACAAGCCUGGUGAUGCCCACACACCACUUACUUUGUGCGCAGCAACAAGGACCCUGUUUUCCACACCAUCACCCUCUGGGCAGCUGUCAUGGAAAAGCCCAGUGACCUGACAAGCACCUGCGAGAGGUCCCUGCUUACCUGACGGACGUCCUGCUGGCACCUCAGACAAUCCACUCUCAGGAGGCGCAGCCCGAAGCCCAGCUUCCCUUCUAUGCAGUAUUGCCACAAUGCCUCUCCCACGAUGUCAAGGACUCCUGUCUGUCCUGGAGGUGGGAGACAAGGAACCACCGAAGAGGAAGCAAGAAAGCCGUACUGUCUAUGUUGUGAUCCUUCAUCGAACAAACUGAUGCGAAAACUUGAAUCUGUUACUGAAAUGAGGAGAGAAGGACAUGUGCUAUUGAACUGAGCCAAACACACUGUAAAUAUCCACAGACUCCCUCCCCUGCCCCCAUCCCAAAUGAUCUUGAGAUUUCUUUUAAAGAAGUAAAUUUGUCCAAUGGCUGUAAACUAUAAACUACUGUAAUUAAG